AUGGAACAAAACCGUCGAACACGAUCAUCUCCUUUAUCCAAGCUCAACUCCCUUCUUAACAAUCUUUACUCUAGACAUUCCAAACUAGUCAUCCAUAACGUAUUAAAAGCCUCCGACAUGGAACAGUUCAAAAACGUGGAACGAAAAUUGAAAGAUUGCUUGUAUGAAACAAGACAACAAUUCCUUGUCGAGUUGGAAAAGGCGUUCGACAGUGUACCUAUUCAUCAUCAAACCACGAUCACUGUUGUAAACUCAAAGAAGAAAACUUCAAAACUGAAAGAAAGCUUUGAUAGCGAUGAAGUGUUAGGGAAAAUUAAUGAUGAUUUACAAAUGAUGGACAAAUAUGUUAGGUCAUUAGAAGAGAGUAUUUCAUCUCUCAAACAGUCCCAAGAGGACAAUGAAAUCGGAAUAAGAGACCUCCGAAUCGACCCAAACAAGGAUCACAAUGAAAUCAUCACUACUCCCAAUAAUGAAAGCAUCUCAGCAAGUAAGAAAAGGAAAAAGAAGUCUAAAAAACCCAAAACCAUGUCGAACAAAAAGAAAAAGACCAUUCAAGUUCGAGAACCAGAGUCAUCAAAGGAUUCAGAGCGAGCUAAAGUUGAGACCCAAGACGAGCAAUCAGCAAUGGAACAAACAAAUACUUUGGAUGACAUGGUUCAAAGAAACCAAGCGGUAUCAUCCUCCAGCCGACGACGAAUCAGCUUUUCGUCCUCAGUGGUGUUUUAUGAAGAUCUUGUAGAAUGUCCUUUAUGUCAAAGAAAAUUCACAAAAUACCAAAUUAAGAUUCAUAUGGACAAAAUUCAUUACGAUAAGGACAAGACCCUUAACAAAAAGAAAGCUAAACUCACUAAAACCAUCAUUGCACAAGUGAAGGAAUCAGAGAUGAAAAAGAAAUUGUUUGGAAUCUUGAACAAGUAG
This is a messenger RNA of Naegleria lovaniensis, 918 nucleotides long. RefSeq lists its product as uncharacterized. The transcript is spliced from 3 exons. Gene Ontology annotation, molecular function: DNA binding. Gene Ontology annotation, biological process: DNA repair. The coding region runs from base 1 to 918 and encodes 305 amino acids. NCBI's taxonomy places the organism in Eukaryota, Heterolobosea, Eutetramitea, Acrasida, Naegleriidae. The record is from RefSeq and is a predicted model, not a curated record.